Indicator indicator is the source of this 2108-nucleotide messenger RNA. RefSeq names its product dihydrolipoamide dehydrogenase (gene DLD). The coding region runs from base 31 to 1557 and encodes 508 amino acids. The record is from RefSeq and is a predicted model, not a curated record. Gene Ontology annotation, molecular function: flavin adenine dinucleotide binding; dihydrolipoyl dehydrogenase (NADH) activity. The transcript has 15 exons. Gene Ontology annotation, cellular component: oxoglutarate dehydrogenase complex; mitochondrion. Lineage: Eukaryota; Metazoa; Chordata; Aves; Piciformes; Indicatoridae.
GCGGAGGGGUGAAGGCCGGCAACGGCGGACAUGCAGCGCUGGGGACGUGUCUCCUGCGCCCUCGCUCGGAGGAGCCAUUUUGAUCGAAUUCAUGGUCUCCAGGGAAUUUGUGCGGUGUCACAAAGGACCUACGCUGAUCAAGCUAUUGAUGCCGAUGUCACAGUCAUUGGCUCUGGUCCUGGAGGGUAUGUGGCUGCUAUCAAAGCAGCUCAGCUUGGAUUUAAGACUGUCUGUGUAGAAAAAAAUGAAACAUUAGGUGGAACCUGUUUGAAUGUUGGAUGUAUUCCAUCAAAGGCCUUGCUGAACAACUCACAUUUGUAUCACUUGGCCCAUGGAAAAGAUUUCGCUAAUAGAGGAAUUGAAAUUACAGGAAUCCGUUUGAACCUAGAGAAGAUGAUGGAACAGAAGAGUGGUGCAGUGAAGGCCUUAACAGGUGGAAUUGCUCAUUUAUUUAAACAAAACAAGGUCACACAUGUAUCUGGGUUUGGAAAAAUUACUGGGAAAAACCAAGUCACUGCAACCAAGGAAGAUGGCAGCACACAAGUUAUCAAUACAAAGAACAUACUCAUAGCCACAGGCUCAGAAGUUGCUCCCUUCCCUGGAAUUACUAUUGAUGAAGAUAAUAUUGUGUCAUCCACUGGUGCACUGUCACUGAAAAAAGUUCCUGAAAAGAUGGUUGUCAUUGGUGCAGGAGUCAUUGGUGUGGAACUGGGUUCAGUUUGGCAGCGCCUUGGUGCAGAUGUUACAGCUGUUGAAUUCAUGGGCCAUGUUGGUGGAAUGGGAAUUGACAUGGAGAUCUCUAAAAACUUUCAACGUAUUCUUCAGAAACAGGGAUUUAAAUUCAAGCUGAACACCAAAGUUACUGGUGCUACUAAGAGACCAGAUGGAAAAAUUGAUGUCGCUGUUGAAGCUGCUGCUGGUGGCAAGGCUGAAGUAAUAACUUGUGAUGUGCUCCUAGUUUGCAUCGGUAGACGUCCAUUUACAAAAAAUUUAGGUCUCGAGGAUAUUGGAAUUGAACUUGAUAAGAGGGGGAGAAUCCCAGUCAAUAACAGAUUCCAAACCAAAAUUCCAAACAUCUAUGCUAUUGGUGAUGUAGUUGCUGGACCUAUGCUGGCCCACAAAGCUGAGGAUGAAGGCAUUCUUUGUGUAGAAGGGAUGGCUGGGGGAGCGGUUCACAUUGACUAUAACUGCGUACCCUCCGUGAUAUACACUCACCCUGAAGUGGCCUGGGUUGGCAAAUCCGAAGAACAGCUGAAAGAAGAGGGUGUAGAAUACAAAAUCGGGAAAUUUCCAUUUGCUGCGAACAGCAGAGCGAAGACAAAUGCUGACACAGAUGGCAUGGUGAAAAUACUUAGUCAGAAAUCAACAGACAGGAUGUUGGGUGCUCACAUUUUAGGCUCAGGUGCUGGUGAAAUGGUUAAUGAAGCUGCCCUUGCUAUGGAAUACGGAGCAUCAUGUGAAGAUGUAGCCAGAGUUUGCCAUGCCCACCCGACAGUGUCAGAAGCCUUCAGGGAAGCAAACCUAGCAGCAUCUUUUGGCAAAGCUAUCAAUUUCUAAAAUGAAAGAGCAGAUCUUUGUACCUGCAUAGUACCUCCCUGAAAAUGGACUGUGGGCUCUUGUGGAAGGCUGAGUCUUGAGGACUAAGAGAAUCUCUUCAUUUAUAAACAUCAAGUAUUUAAACAAGUAGAGUUUGGAACAAGCGAAAUUAUUCAGUCUCUGUAAAUUAAAUACUUAAAAUUACAUGUUUAUUUACAUGAUGAAUGUGGCAGAAAAACACCCUUGCAGAACUCGUCUCUUUUUGCAAGCCAAACACUGUGCUGCUGCAUGGGAUUAUCAUGUGUGCUGGGCAUAAUUCUGGGUAAGUGUUCUGCAUACCUGGUGUUUUCUUAUUUGAAGUAGUGGUAAGCUAAACCAGUUGAAUGCUGGCACUUACAAUUGCCACUGUCACUUCCGCACAAAAAUGUUUUGUUCUGAAUUGAUUAACUUCAGUAUUUAGCCUACUUCUUGCAUACAAGUACCAAAACUUGUUUUGACCUAGUCAUGUUACGAUGUUGGGAAAAGUGGGGCUCAUAUAGAUAAUUAAAAUUAUAUUGACUUUUUAAAGGGAA